ACUUUCUCUGAAGGCCCAGGCCCAAGACAAAGGAAGUGGAAUGGGAGAAGAUGAAAUGGAAUCAAAGACAGUCAUACUCCAGGUGAAGUGAAUAUGAAUAUGGAUGUGCAUUUCCCUUAACAAGUGAAAGUGAAAGUGAAAACAUGCAUAUGUAUGGAUACAGAGCAAGGGUUUUUCUGCGCUCAAUUUCACUUUGUAAAUCAAAGUGGCAUAAUCACCAUCUCCAUGGAAGUCUAAUCCAUUUCUCUCAAAAUCUCACCUCCACAGCUGGUCGUGAAUUUACGGAAUUUGCAACAGAACCGUCUAUGCAGAGGCAAGUUGUGGAGGCACUCCACUCGGGUGACAGAAAGAAGGCUUCAGACUUACUUUCGGAUUUUGGUUCCAGAAGCCGCCACUCAUUAACAGCUGACCAUUUUGUUCACAUUUUUGAGUACUGUGCUCGCUCUCCUGAUCCUUUGUUUGUUAUGGAGAUUUUGAGAUUCAUGGAGUUAAAAGGUGUUAGCAUGAACAAUAUAUGCUCAUCUCUUAUGAUGCAGGCCCUUUGUAAUGGGGGUUACUUGGAAGAGGCCUUUGAUAUCGUUGAUUAUCUUGGAGGAAGUCAACGUCUCUAUCCAGUUCUCCCACUGUACAAUAGUCUCUUAAGAUCCUGCACAACAAUGCAGAAUAUAAUUCAAGCAAGCAGAUGUUUGGACUUAAUGGAAAAGAAGAUGGUAGGGAAGAAUGAAGUUACAUAUAUUGAGCUUCUCAAGCUUGCAGUUUUGCAGAAAAACUUGCCUGCAGCUCAUCUCAUUUGGCAGGAGUAUAUUAAAAACUAUAGCAUGAGUAUCAUGGCUCUGGAUAGAUUCAUUUGGUCAUUUACAAGGUUAGGAGAUUUAGAAUCUGCAUAUAAAAUACUACUAGAAAUGAUUUCAUUAGCCACCAGGGGAAACAUUCCUAUUGCUAGAACAGUUCAUGGGAAGGUGUAUACUAAUAGACUGGACAUCCCUGUGCCUUCAAAUAAAGGGCCAGGCUCAACCAUGUUGGACUUGAAGGAGAACAAAAAAUUGGACUAUUGUAUGCACCCUCCUCUUAUGUAUAUACCUGACAGUAUUUCUGCAAGUAUAGAGCAACAGAUUAUUUGCAUGGGGAAUAAAAAAGCUAAGAGUACUGAAUUAGCUGGGCUGAAUGGGCAAAAACAUCCGCUGCUUAAGAAGGCGUUGAGUCGGUCUUUUGAUGAUAUAAUACAUGGGUGUGCAAAACAAAAGAAUCAUAUGCUUGCAAGGAAGCUUAUGUUACAGAUGACAAAUCUUGGUUUGCAGCCAUCCAGACAUACAUAUAAUGGCAUUAUUAAAGUUGUUUCUCAUAGAAGCUUUGGGGAUGCCAUAAGAGUGUUGAAAAAGAUGCAGCAGAAGAAUUUGAAGCCAUAUGAUUCAACUCUAGCGUCACUUUCAAUCACUUGCAGCAAAGCACUACAACUAGAUUUAGCUGAGGCUUUUCUGAAUCAAAUUUCUGAAUGUCUAUAUCCAAAUCCUUAUAAUGCUUUGCUAGCAUCAUGCGAUCAACUGAAUCAACUUGAACGUGCUAUUCGAGUGUUUGCCAAGAUGGAGCAGAAAAAAGUUUUACCUAAUAUCAGGACAUGCGAGCUUCUGUUUUCGUUAUUUGGAGUUGUAAAUGGCCAUUACGAAGACAGUGAUGCGCUGUCAAAGGUGGAUGUUGCUAAAAGAAUAAAUGCUAUACAAAAGCAUAUGGCCAACAAUGGCAUUCAGCAUAGUCACCUUUCAAUGAAUAAAUUAAUGAGAGCCCUUGGAGAAGAAGGGAUGAUAAAAGAGUUGAUCCAGUAUUUACAUGUGGCAGAAAAUCUUUUCAUUUAUAGAAACCCUUCAUUGGGAACACAUAUGUACAACACAGUGUUACAUUAUCUUGUUGAAGCCAAGGAAAGUGACACGGUGAUUGCAAUUUUCAAGAAGAUGAAGUUAUGUGGCUGCCACCCUGAUUCUGAAACAUACAAUAUAAUGAUUGACUGUUGUACCAUCCUAAAAAGUUACAGAUCUGCUUGUUUGCUGCUUUCAAUGAUGAUACGGAAAGGGUUUCAUCCAGUGAUUUGUACAUAUAACGCUAUCAUUGAGAUUUUGUUGGAAGAUGAGAACUUUAAUGAAGCCCUGAAUCUUUUGAAACAAGUCAUAUUGGAUGGCAUUCAACCUGAUGUACUGCUGUUUAAUACAGUUCUUAAAGAAGCAUGCUACAAGGGAAGGAUUGAUGUAAUUGAGUUUAUUGUGGAGUGUAUGCGCCGAGAGAAAGUUCCCCCAGAUACAAGAACAUGUGGCUAUGUCUUCUCUGCAUAUGUAGAUUCUGGUUUUCACAAUACAGCAAUUGAAGCAUUGCAGGUUUUAAGUUUGCGUAUGAUGUCUGAAGAUGGCAACAUACUUAGAGAGAAUACAAAUUUUGUGAAUGAAUUCAUCCUAUCUGAAGAUGUGGCUGUUGUUGAGUCACAGAUACUUAAAUUAUUUGAAGAUUCUGAAGAUGAACUUGCAAUUGGGUUGUUGAAUUUAAGAUGGUGUGCAAUAGCUGGGUUCCCAAUCUGCAAGUCAGCUGAUCAAAGUCUAUGGGCUAAAAGACUGGAAGGAAUGCAAUUGUGAGCCUGAGUCCUACCAAGACACCCAAUUAGAUACAAUUGCUUGAUGGUUUUGAUGAAGAAAUUGUCUUGGGUGAAUUUUCUUUAGGGAGACCUCCAUGAAAGGGUUGCGGGGUGGGGAGUGGGGUUCAGUAGUGGAGAGACGCAGGCGCUGUAUCAUAUCUUGUGUCAACUGUAGCCAUAAUUCAGAAUAAUGUAUUAUGAAAUAAGAUUUAACUUUUGUACGCCAAACAUGAAAUUUGACUUUUUAACUCCCUUCUC
Messenger RNA from Glycine soja, 2872 nucleotides. Its product is annotated as pentatricopeptide repeat-containing protein At1g76280. The transcript has 13 exons. The coding region runs from base 144 to 2615 and encodes 823 amino acids. The record is from RefSeq and is a predicted model, not a curated record. NCBI's taxonomy places the organism in Eukaryota, Viridiplantae, Streptophyta, Magnoliopsida, Fabales, Fabaceae. Gene Ontology annotation, molecular function: protein binding.